GGCCAGGGUGUGAAAUUUGGAGUUGCCAACUGUCCAGAAGUGUUGUCUAUAAUGGCUACAUCACCUCCUCAAUCUCCGCUCUAUAAAUAUACAGUUUUUGAAGACAGCACAUACCAUGAAAUCAACAGAGGGAGAUCUUUGUUUUUAAACAAAUCUUAAUUUUUCUGUAAUUUUGGCUCCUUUUCCCUUUUAUCUCGCUAUCUAUGGUAUUUUUCGAUACCUUAUGUCUCGCUCUCUGUAAUUACAAACUCUUCCGCCAUUGGAUCCACCCUUCCUUCCCCUUCAGGCAAAGGGUCUGUCUGUUCCUGGGAUUACAUUCUUUUAUCUUUAGAUAUUGAGGGAGUGGUAUUGCUUGUGGAAAAUAGACCCUGGGAGGGAGAAGAAAAAAAUUUGCUGGGCAAUUAUUGCUUGGAUCUGUGUAAUGUAAGAAGAAGCCAGAGAAGCAGAAAAGGAGGUAUCCGAAUCGGAUUUGAGAUGUAUUGAAAGAUGUCUUCUUGAUGAUUUACGAACAAUUAAACCCUUAGUACAUAAUAUCCGUUUAGGAGGUAAUUUUGUAUGAUGGGAUGAGUUCAAACAUUGAAUUUGUGAAGCCAGUUUCGAGAUUUAUAGGAUAACAAGCAAGGAGAAGUUAAAUUGGUUUGGUGGUUCUUGGAUGGAUAAUAAAAGUGUCAAAAAUAAGAAUAUCGAAGUUGAUCUUGAAAGUGGAUUGCCACUAAUUGGAGACGAUUCAAAGAAAGCCUCUGCUCCAAGUGGUGCAAAACAAGGAAAGACAUUAUUUGCUAAGGUUUCUGGUGGGUUCGUUGGAGGUUCGUUCAAAGAUGAUGUUGUGCCAAAUUUAUUCCGCUAUGAAUCACAUUUUAGUGAAGUUUCUGGGGAUUUGAUGAAAGCAACAGGCAAUCCAUUGAUGGCGAAAGAUUUGGUAACAAGCAAACAAUUGAUGGCGAAAGAUUCGGAAAAACGGAAAAAGACCUGUAAUAAGAAGGCUCCGAAACCUCCAAGAUCUCCACAAGCUCCUUCAUUGGAUGCAGCUGACCUUAAGCUAAUCAGAGAGAUAUCUGAACUUGCCAUGUUGAAACGCGCGAGAAUAGAGCGAAUGAAAGCAUUGAAGAAGAUGAAAAUUGCUAAAUCAUCGUCAGGACCAUCAUCAUCUUCCAGUACCAGCAGCUUUUUGGCUAUGGUUUUCACUGUGGUCUUCUUUGUUGUGAUAAUAUUUCAAGGCGUGCCAUCUAGAACAAGCUCAGUGGCAAGUUUCCAGGGAUCUCCUGUGUCUACGGGAGAAUCAGAGGGAGGUCUAAUUUCAGUUCAGUACCAACUCAAUCCUUCUGCAAGCGAAUCAAAUGUUACUGCUUCAGAAUCUCAUAAUUUUGUACAGCAGGUGGCAGGUUCAGAUUUGCCUGAAAAAUCGAGAAGAGUUUCAGGAUAAUGCUGUUCCAUCAUAAAAAAGAAUAUAAUUUUCCUGUAUUUAAACCAAACGGUACUCUUGUUUCUCCUACAGCCUCUUUGUCUUGACUUUUAGAACAUAUAUUUAUUUAUAUACUGUUAACAUAUGUUAACUUAUCCCUGUUAUGUAUAUUAAUCAAUGCUUGGGGUGAGUUAAAUAACCAGAACGGUGCUGCUAGCGUUUUCCAUUGCCUUGGGCCAAACACGUGUUACUUUUCACGUCAGCAACUUUCUGUUUGGAGAUUAUUCUUUUGAAGCCGCGACCAAGCUUUCAAUGAUUCUAUUUAUUUGUUCUUCUGCUUUCUUUUGUUGUCACAAAGACAACUGGUAUGUAAUCAUGUGCUUUUUGUGACAAAUAUUUUACGUACAACAAGCAUAUUACACGACAGAGGGGGCUUCAUCAAUUACUUAUCUUUUCAGAACCAACAAUUCUGGUUCAGCCGUGUGGCAUUCUAACUUUCAAUUUUAAUAAUAAAAAGGUGUCAGGUGUGGCUCU
Molecule: messenger RNA, 1936 nt
Organism: Vigna unguiculata (cowpea)
Lineage: Eukaryota; Viridiplantae; Streptophyta; Magnoliopsida; Fabales; Fabaceae
Source: RefSeq, a predicted model, not a curated record